UACUCAUUUCCCCAAUUUUAUUUCAAACUCAUCAGCUCUAUUCACACUCUCCAGUUUCUCCUCGAUCCAUUAAUCAUCAUCCAUUGCCAAGGAGAUGGACACGUCAAAUCCUGCAGCCUUUGUCAAUGCUGAGUUCCUCAAGGAGCAUGUAGGAAGGAGGGUUCGUGCAGUGGUUCAGGUUAUGCAAUCUGAUGGUGAUACAGUCAUUGGAAAAUCCACAGAUGAAAAACAGCUAGUUGUGAAAGGAUAUCCACCUAAUCCUCUUUCAACUUUUGUUGAAGUAAUUGGUAUUGCUGACACUACCCAGUCUAUUCAAGCAGAAACUUGGACCAAUUUUGGUGAUACACUUGAUGUUACUAGCUACGACAAGGUUUGCAGACUGGCAAAUGGGGACCAUAAGCACUUGUUUAUCUGAGAAAUAGCGAACGAAUGCUAUAGAAGUGGAUGUAAUCUUACUUCUGCUGCAUUCUUGCAGUCUUUAAAUGUAUAACUAUAGUUAGAAGUAUUUUUGAACAUUUGGAUCUUCAGCUUCUGUUAGGUAGUUUCAUCAUAAGAAGUUUAGCUCUGUGUUAGAUGGAAACUUGUUUAGUUUUCAACUUAUGCUAUUUGGUAUUGAACCUUAAUAUUUGUAGUUUCCCUAGCUAGUCAGUUUGACUUCAAAUGAUUUGUGUUACAUAA
Molecule: messenger RNA, 678 nt
Organism: Nicotiana attenuata
Lineage: Eukaryota; Viridiplantae; Streptophyta; Magnoliopsida; Solanales; Solanaceae
Product: replication protein A 14 kDa subunit B-like
Exons: 3
Coding region: 95-415 (106 amino acids)
Biological process (GO): DNA replication; DNA recombination; DNA repair
Cellular component (GO): nucleus
Molecular function (GO): DNA binding
Source: RefSeq, a predicted model, not a curated record